AUGUUGGAGAUGGAAGAGCAAGGGCAAGCAUGGAAGAACUUCUACUUGAAAUUACCAAAAGUGGAACUUCAUGCCCACUUGAAUGGAUCUAUUAGUUCUAAAACCAUGAAGAAAUUAAUCGCCAAGAAGCCAGAUCUUAACAUCCGUGAUCAGAUGACCGUGAUUGACAAGGGAAAGAAGAGAACUUUAGACGAGUGUUUCCAGACGUUUCAAGUUAUUCAUCGGCUUACAACUAGCCCUGAAGAUAUCCUGAUGGUUACAAAAGAUGUUAUUAAAGAAUUUGCAGAUGAUGGUGUCAAGUACCUGGAACUAAGGAGCACACCCAGAGGAGAAAUUGCUACUGGAAUGACUAAAAAGACUUAUGUGGAAUCUAUACUUGAGGGUAUUAAGCAGUCCAAACAAGAAAACUUAGACAUUGAUGUUAGAUAUCUGAUAGCCAUUGACAGAAGAGGUGGGCCCUCAGUAGCUAAGGAGACUGUUAAACUUGCUGAAGAUUUCUUCCUUUCUACUGAUGAAACAGUCCUUGGCCUUGACCUCAGUGGAGAUCCUAUGGCGGGACAAGCAAAAGACUUCUUGGAACCUCUUUUGGAAGCUAAGAAAGCUGGUCUGAAGUUGGCGUUGCAUCUCUCAGAGAUUCCAAACCAAGUGAAAGAAACACAAAUUCUCCUGGAUUUGCUUCCUGACAGAAUUGGACAUGGGACAUUUCUUAACUCUUCUGAGGGAGGAUCCUUGGAUCUGGUGGAUUUUGUGAGGCAACAUCGGAUACCACUAGAACUCUGCUUGACCUCAAAUGUCAAAAGUCAGACGGUCCCAUCUUAUGAGCAACAUCAUUUUGGAUUCUGGUACAGCAUUGCCCAUCCUUCUGUGAUCUGUACUGACGAUAAGGGUGUUUUUGCGACACACCUUUCUCAAGAGUACCAGCUAGCAGCAGAAACAUUUAAUUUGACCCAGUCUCAGGUGUGGGAGCUGUCUUAUGACUCCAUCAACUAUAUCUUCGCUUCGGAUGGCACCAGAUCUGAACUAAGGAAGAAAUGGAAUCACCUGAAGCCCCAAGUGUUAUGCUUCUAA
Elephantulus edwardii (Cape elephant shrew) is the source of this 1068-nucleotide messenger RNA. It is a transcript of the gene MAPDA, whose product is annotated as adenosine deaminase-like. The transcript has 10 exons. Gene Ontology annotation, molecular function: adenosine deaminase activity. The coding region runs from base 1 to 1068 and encodes 355 amino acids. Lineage: Eukaryota; Metazoa; Chordata; Mammalia; Macroscelidea; Macroscelididae. Gene Ontology annotation, biological process: inosine biosynthetic process; adenosine catabolic process. The record is from RefSeq and is a predicted model, not a curated record.